This is a messenger RNA of Paramecium primaurelia, 703 nucleotides long. NCBI's taxonomy places the organism in Eukaryota, Ciliophora, Oligohymenophorea, Peniculida, Parameciidae. The record is from the annotation of a GenBank genome assembly.
AUGGUUAAUUAAACAGCAUUCUUAUUUUAAGAUGCCUCAACUUUAAGAAUUAAUGCAUUAUAAGUGCUUGCUGAAAUAUCGAAGCAAUCAAAUAAAUAAAAAUUGAGUAUUCUUUAAAACAGUCCUUAAAUAUUGUUAUAAUUAUUAGAAGUUUUGGAACAUCAUAUAACUUAUAAUACAAUAAACAAUUGCAUUCGUUUAGAAGCAUCAUUAAUCUUGAAAAAUCUAUUUUCUAUUACGAAUUGCUAAAUAAUGAAUGAUGUUCAUUUAAAUAAAAUACCUAUUAAUCUCUUAGAGUUAAUGAAAUUAGAAGGUAUAUAUUAUUAUAAUAAUUAAUAUUUAGAGCAUUAAAAAGUACUUUACCAUCAAAUUGAAGCUUUAUACUAUAUUUGUGACUAAAGUUCUUUGGAAGAAUGCAUUGAAAUUUAUGAUAAUGGAUUAUUAAGUUUUAUAGUUUCUAAUUUUUAGGAUAUCAAAGAUACACAGAAUUUUGUUUUAUCUAAAUCUUUAUUAAAAUGUAAUUAAUAUAUUUAUAUUCUUAGUAACUUAUGCUAUUUUAAAACAUAGUUAAUAUGAGUAAAAACUUAGCGAUUAUUUUAAAUAAUAUAAUUUACAAUAAUGUCUAAAUGAAAUAAUUAUAACUUGUAAAAAUUAGAAAAUUAUAAAAAGAACAAUCAAAAUCUUAAAUUAUUUUAAUAUUUGA